CCCAUAUUUUAAGCAACCGCCGAAAACGAGGAAGUUUUAUCAAAUUUGUCACUUUCUCCAUUCCGAUUUCCGACGGUCUUCUCUUCUCUAAAAAAUUGUGAUGCAGAGGCAGAGCACGUAGAAGGAAGGAAGGAGGACUCCAUGGAUUUGCAGAAGAAGCUGAGCUCGUUACUCUGUUGUGCAGCUCUCAUUUCCCUUUUCUCUUUCCCGCUUCUUAUCUCGGCAGGGGAUGUAGUUCAUGAUGAUGAUUCAGCUCCAAAGAAACCCGGCUGUGACAAUGUCUUUGCCCUGGUUAAAGUCCAAACUUUUGUGAACGGACAAGAGGGUGCUGAAUUUGUUGGUGUUGGGGCCAGAUUUGGCACUACUGUUGGGUCAGAGAAGGGAAAAGCUAAGAAGAUUCAUCUCACUCUUUCAGAUCCCCGAAAUUGCUGUACUGUACCUAAGAAUCAGUUUACAGGAGAUGUUGUUGCGGUUGAUCGCGGCAAUUGCACCUUCACUGCCAAAGCUGUUAAUGCACAGGCAGCUGGGGCUUCUGCUGUUCUUAUAAUAAAUGACGAGAACGAUCUCUACGAGAUGGUCUGUGAACCAGAUGAAACUGAUCUAGAUAUACACAUCCCUGCUGUUAUGGUCCCUAAGGAUGCUGGUUUGUUCUUGGAAAAAUUGCUAGCGGGCAAUUCUUCAGUGUCUGUUCAGCUGUACUCUCCUGAGAGGCCACUAAUUGAUUUAGCUGAAGUCUUCCUGUGGAUGAUGGCUGUUGGCACUGUUUUAUGUGCAUCCUAUUGGUCUGCGUGGAGUGCCAGAGAAUCUGCUGUUGAAGAAGAAAAGCUAUUGAGGCGUGCUGUGGAAGAAAUUCCCGAUACAAAAUCUGGUGCCAGUAGUAUUGUGGACAUUAAUACAACCUCCGCUGUGCUGUUUGUGGUCGUAGCUUCCUGCUUCUUGGUCUUGCUUUACAAGUUUAUGUCGUACUGGUUCGUUGAGCUUUUGGUGAUUCUUUUCUGCAUAGGCGGGGUUGAGGGUCUGGUAACUUGUUUGGUUGCUUUCUUGUCAAGAUGGUUCAAGAGUGCCAGUGAUUCAUACCUUAAUAUACCUGUUUUGGGAACUUUCUCAUACCUAACUUUGGCGGUUUCUCCAUUCUGCAUUGCCUUUGCUGUUGUUUGGGCUGUUUAUCGCAAUGCCCCCUUAGCCUGGAUAGGUCAAGAUGUGCUUGGCAUCACUCUAAUUGUUACCGUUCUUCAAGUUGUCCAAAUACCAAAUCUCAAGGUUGGCACUGUUCUUCUCAGUUGUGCAUUCUUGUACGACAUCUUUUGGGUGUUUGUGUCUGAGAAGCUAUUCAAUGUUAGUGUUAUGAUUGCGGUAGCUAGUGGUGGUGAUAGUGGAGAGGAUGGCAUUCCAAUGCUCUUGAAAUUACCACGCUUCUUGGACCCUUGGGGUGGUUACAGUGUCAUAGGUUUUGGUGACAUACUUCUACCUGGGUUACUCGUUGCAUUUUCACUCAGGUAUGAUUGGCUGGCACGCAAAGGUCUUCUAGCUGGAUACUUCUUGUACACGAUUGUCGCUUAUGGAUUAGGUCUUCUGGUCACAUACGUUGCACUCUACUUGAUGGAUGGCCAUGGCCAGCCAGCACUGCUCUACAUCGUCCCUUUCACCCUCGGAACUAUUUUGACACUGGCAAAGAAGAGAGGAGAGCUUCAGAUCCUUUGGGCGCAAGGACGUCCAGUAAAAACCGAGUCUCUCUACUGAUUUCUGUUCUGAACUUACAAUAUCGGUGGUAAAAUUCUAUCUUUCCUAGUGACCAAUCGAUAUGGCAAUUGGCAAGAAAGAAAGAAUCUUCCCUUUUCCCAUUUAUGUAGCUACUGUGAGAUUGAGUGUGGGAGGGAAGAACGCUCCAUUCUGCUAACACACUUUGGCAUCUGCUCUUUUUUAUGUGAUGGGGGAAUCUGGAGAUGAUAAGGUUCAUGUAUAUGUUUGCUGUGUCAACAGAUUGCAUAUUCCCCCUUGGAGUAGUGAUGCUUCAUAAGAGAAUUUUGGGGUGGGUGGACCAAGAUAAUCAUAGUGGGUUGGUCGAGUACCUAAUCAAGCACAAUAUCUUGUUCCCCAAGUUUAGCUGCUAUCAGACUCAGAGUAGCAAUUACAAGAUAGUCUUAAUGAUAAUUAAAUCCAUGAUGUGACACAUAACUACGGAAUUCAAUUGAACAAAUGGAAGAGGGGAGAGUCAAGAGUUACGGGCUACAUAUUACAUAUAUAUAACUUUCCAUUUCUAAUCCAGGAAAUAAGGAGAUAAUACUUAGAUAAUGAUAUAGGGCAGUGUGCAUAAUUCUUAGUUAUGCAUUUGGGC
Molecule: messenger RNA, 2335 nt
Organism: Linum tenue
Lineage: Eukaryota; Viridiplantae; Streptophyta; Magnoliopsida; Malpighiales; Linaceae
Source: the annotation of a GenBank genome assembly